This is a messenger RNA of Sceloporus undulatus (fence lizard), 1290 nucleotides long. RefSeq names its product LIM homeobox 5 (gene LHX5). Gene Ontology annotation, molecular function: RNA polymerase II transcription regulatory region sequence-specific DNA binding; DNA-binding transcription factor activity, RNA polymerase II-specific. Gene Ontology annotation, biological process: regulation of transcription by RNA polymerase II; neuron differentiation. The transcript has 5 exons. NCBI's taxonomy places the organism in Eukaryota, Metazoa, Chordata, Lepidosauria, Squamata, Phrynosomatidae. Gene Ontology annotation, cellular component: nucleus. The coding region runs from base 1 to 1290 and encodes 429 amino acids. The record is from RefSeq and is a predicted model, not a curated record.
AUGGUGGUCCACUUGCGCGGGGCGCGCGAGCGUCCCACCUGGACCGCUCCUGCUGAACGUGCGGACCGGGCCUGCACAUCAAGGUGCGUCCGUGUGCGAGUGAGUGCCAAACGAGCGAAAGUGCUUUCCCGCGAAGAAGCUCUACUGCAAGAAACGACUUCUUCAGGGGGACCACCCAAUACAACCCCACCCCCAUACCCAAACACAAAACCACACACCAAAACAAAAACCCCAACAACCUCCCCCCUAAAACACAUCCACCAAACAUACCCCACCAAAUGCGCCGGCUGUGCUCAAGGCAUCUCUCCCUCGGACCUGGUCCGGAAAGCCCGGGGCAAGGUCUUUCACCUGAACUGUUUCACCUGCAUGGUGUGCAACAAGCAGCUCUCCACGGGCGAGGAGCUCUACAUCAUCGACGAGAACAAGUUCGUCUGCAAGGAGGACUACCUGAGUUCGGCCAGCUUGAAAGAAGGCAGCCUCAACUCAGUGUCCUCUUGCACCGACCGGAGUUUAUCUCCAGACCUCCAAGACCCACUGCAAGAUGACACAAAGGAGACCGACAAUUCCACCUCCUCGGAUAAAGAGACCACCAACAACGAGAAUGAGGAGCAGAACUCUGGGACCAAAAGGAGGGGACCCCGAACCACGAUUAAAGCCAAGCAGCUGGAGACCCUCAAAGCGGCUUUUGCAGCCACCCCUAAACCUACCAGGCACAUCCGGGAACAACUGGCCCAAGAGACGGGGCUCAACAUGAGAGUCAUCCAGGUUUGGUUCCAGAACCGUCGGUCCAAAGAGCGACGGAUGAAGCAGCUCAGCGCGCUGGGUGCCCGGAGGCACGCUUUCUUCCGGAGCCCCCGGCGCAUGCGUCCUUUGGGAGGCCGGCUGGAUGACUCCGAGAUGUUGGGUUCCACACCCUACACUUACUAUGGAGAUUACCAGGGUGACUACUAUGGUCCCGGGAGCAACUAUGACUUCUUCCCGCACGGCCCCCCAUCUCAGGCCCAGUCUCCCGCCGAUUCAAGCUAUAUCCCAACUUCGGGGGCUGGUUCCACCCCACUUGGUCCGCUGGAACCCCCUCUCCCCGGGCAUCACGCGUCCGAGAACCAAAGGUACACGGAUAUGAUCUCGCACCCCGACACGCCCAGCCCAGAACCCAGCCUGCCAAGUUCCCUGCAUCCCAUCCCAGGCGAGGUCUUCAGCAGCGGGCCCAGCCCUCCGUUCGCCAUGUCCAGCUACAGUGGGCCUCUCUCGCACCCCAACCAGGAGCUCAAUGAGACAACCGUGUGGUAG